Nematostella vectensis (starlet sea anemone) is the source of this 1505-nucleotide messenger RNA. RefSeq names its product cathepsin B-like cysteine proteinase 4. The transcript is spliced from 10 exons. Gene Ontology annotation, cellular component: lysosome. The record is from RefSeq and is a predicted model, not a curated record. Gene Ontology annotation, molecular function: cysteine-type endopeptidase activity. The coding region runs from base 202 to 1173 and encodes 323 amino acids. NCBI's taxonomy places the organism in Eukaryota, Metazoa, Cnidaria, Anthozoa, Actiniaria, Edwardsiidae.
GCACGAGACUUCCACAUGAAUCACGAGUCUGCCGGCUUUCACCACAAAGAGUUUGCCAGCAUUCAACUGCUUACAUCUACCCCGUAAACGUAUCAUUUUACUUUAGAAACCACGACUGAAGCUUUGUGCUCUCACGUGCAAGCUUCACUCGAAGUUAACAACUCUAAAGCAAGUUUCGCAUCCUUGUGACAUAAGCUGUAUAUGUUCUCAGAUCUGCCGAAUAACAUUGCCGCGGAAAUGUUAGCUAUUGCCGCCUUUCUUGUGUUGUUAGUAUCUGGGGACGGAAUCCCUAUCAGCAAAGAAAAAGUCAUCUCGCGAGAUCUCGUGGAUAAGAUCAACACGCUAAAUGUAGGAUGGGAGGCGACGCUUUACCCCCAGUUUGAGAACCUAACUUUUGAGAGCGCGAAAAGCAUGCUGGGGAGUCGCGGGGCCUGGCCUGAGGGGAGUCUUCCUCCGGAGAUCGAGGUCAGGGUCGCCGAGAAUAUUCCAGAGAAUUUCGACGCGCGUAAGCAAUGGCCUGGGUCCAUUCAUCCAAUCAGAAACCAGGGUCAAUGCGGUAGUUGCUGGGCAUUUGGUGCUUCAGAGGUUCUUUCGGAUCGUUUCGCCAUCGCUUCCAAGAACCAGAUCUACGUGACUUUGUCCGCGCAGCAGUUGGUGGACUGUGACCUAGAUAAUAGCGGCUGUUCGGGAGGUUGGCCAAUCAACGCCUGGAACUACAUGGUCAAGACAGGUCUAUUGACGGAGCAAUGUUAUGGGCCGUACUAUGCUAAGCAGUACACAUGCAGGCUGACAGCAAACACCACAGACUGCCCGUGGCAACCGGGGGUCAAGGCGAGAUUCUACCACGCGAAGAGCGCCUACAAGCUUCCCGCUAAAAACGUUGAAGCCAUUCAAACGGACAUCAUGAACAACGGUCCAGUUGAAGCCGACUUCACCAUCUUCCAGGAUUUCUACGCCUAUCGAUCGGGAAUUUAUGUGCACGCGACAGGCAAACAGCUCGGUGGACAUGCCAUCAAAAUACUGGGAUGGGGAACAGAAGACAACGUCGACUACUGGCUUUGUGCUAAUUCCUGGGGUGCUAAUUGGGGAAUACAAGGUUACUUCAAGAUUCGUCGUGGGACCGAUGAGUGCGGCAUUGAAGAUGGAUUGGCCGCCGGACUACCGCUGCUAUGAGCAUUGAGGAUGGAUUGGCCGCUAGACUACCACUGCUAUGAGCAUUGAGGAUGGAUUGGCCGCUGGACUACCACUGCUAUGAGCAUUUAUGCCAAGUUUAAUGUGAAUUUCAAUUACCACUUAACUGUAAUAACAACUCACCUGAAAAAAUGUACAUAAUUUUUUAUACCUAUUGGAAAACCUUUAUAAAAACUUUAUCAUUAGAAAAAAAAAUACUACAAAGUUAUGUAUUAAUGUGAUUGCCUUUCUGGGAUGUAAAUUUUUGUUUCUCAAAUGUAAGUUGUAAUAUUAGACCAGAUAAAAAGGCAAAAAUAAAUGUUUUAUUCCCUAAA